This is a messenger RNA of Monoraphidium neglectum, 597 nucleotides long. RefSeq lists its product as hypothetical. Bases 1 to 597 code for a protein of 198 amino acids. Lineage: Eukaryota; Viridiplantae; Chlorophyta; Chlorophyceae; Sphaeropleales; Selenastraceae. The record is from RefSeq and is a predicted model, not a curated record. The transcript is spliced from 4 exons.
AUGAACGCGUUGCAAUUGAAGCAGCUGGGGCUCAAGCGCAUCGUGCCGGAGCGCCCUGUUGUUGCGCAGCGAUGCACCAGCAGCGCCUGGCUUGUCCGGAGCAGGCCCGUAUGCAGUGCAGCGGCGCUCUCGGAAGCCAGCGCUGCGACAGCAGUGGCGCUGGGGCACACCACCCUCUUGGCCCGGGCGUCGUCGGAGGGCCCCGCCCUCCUGGCUCAGGUCUCAGAGGGCCCCGAUUUCAUUCAGCUAGGCGGUGUGGUGGGCAUUGCCCUGGGGGCCGUCUUCCUGGCCCUGUGGAACCUGGAGAGGCAGUCCGCGGCUCGCGGCGCCGCGGAGGCGGCGGCGCUGCGAGCUGAGGUGGCGGCGCGGGACGAGGAGCUGGGGCGGCUGCGGGCGGAGCUGCAGGCGGAGCGCAAGAAGCGUGAGGAGGCUGAGGGGCUUGAGGCGCGGCUGAGCAGCGCGUCCAAAGACAUCAUGAAGCUGGAGAAGGCCCUCGAGAUCAAGGACGGGCAGCUGGACGUGUUCUUGGCGACAGCGCGGCGCCAGAUCAAGGCCCUGGAGGAGGACGUGAGGCAGCUGCAGCAGAUGCCGCGGUAG